CGACGCCCUGCCUCCCAUCUGCCCCCCCCGGUUGCCUUUGGGUUCUCUUGACGCCUCGGCCGCCUGGCUUCUGCUCUUGCCCGGCAUCGUCUCCGAGUCCAACUCGUCUUUCGGCCUCUAUCACAGCUCCUCGAUUCUCUCCAACAUGGUUCGUCUCCACUGGGCUGCUGGAGCCCUGGCCCUCCCAAUCCUGGCUCAGAUGGCCGCGGCUCAGGUCGUCCCUGCCUCGUCCGUCAAGCCCACAUCCGCGGUGGUCUCGUCGUCCACCACCGUGUCUUCAUCUGCUCCGGUUUCGAGCAGCUCCGCCACAACGACCACAACCACCACCACUACCACGACCGCCACCACAACCACCACGACUGCAUCCGUUACUGGUCAGCGAUCCACUGGUUCGGCCACCAGCAGCGCGACGGGCUCUCUCACCAGCGGCACCCUUCCGCCUAUUUCCACCAGCACCCCUGUAGCCUCCACCGGACCCAACCUCCCGGUCAUCAUCGGUUCCGUCGCCGGCGGCCUUGUGGGCUUGGCCGUCAUCGUCGCCCUCAUCAGCUGGAUCGUGCGUCGCAAUCGCGCCAAGGAGUCGGCCAAACAAACCUCGCUGACCAUGGAUGUCGAGCUCCCAGUCAGCAGCAACGCCUGGAAGCCCCUCGAGAACCAGGGCCAGUCCUAUGCCACGCCUUCGCAGAACCAGUACCAGUACAACAACGGUUAUGUCUCCCAGCGCGACACCCGAGAGUCCUACAUUGCCCCCGGCCGAGUCCCUGGCGCUGCUACUCUGAACGAUCAGGUUCCCCGCGACGAAUCUCCUCGCCGCUUCGCCUCGCUUAACCGCAAGCCCCAGAACAACACCCUGCCUGCCUAUACUACCAUCGAUCCCAGCUCCACGCGCACCACGAAGGACUACCGCACCGUGCGCCUCACCCGCCCUGCCGAGCAGCCCGACGAACUCGACAUCUCUGCUCACCAAGUUCUGCUUAUCCUCGAGGAGUACGAAGACGGCUGGGGUUAUGCCGAGACCGAGAAGGGCAAGAGAGGUGUGAUCCCCCUCAACUUCUUGACUUCCAAGGUUGAGCCCACCAAUGCCAAUGUCAGCGAAAACAUUCCCCCCGUCAUCCCGAUGCCGAUGCCGCCUGUGCAGUCCAGCAGCCCCGCGCCCGCGCUCCCUGCCGGUGUUGCCGACUACCGAAUCGUCUACGUUGGCCAUAACGCCACUCAGUCCGACGAGCUGACCAUCGUUCCCAACGAGCGUGUGCUCGUUCUUGAGCGAUACGUCGACGGAUGGGGUCUUGUCCAGAACGACCGUGGCCAGCGCGGCGUCGUUCCGCUGAACUUCCUCGCCUAAAUUCGCCCUUCCAUCGGCCUUUCCCUUACUCCUCCCGAUCGUCAUCGCAAUAUCGACGCACCUGCCUCCUUGCUCGGGACGAACCGUUUCCAGACCAGGGCUUGCUUGCACUUCGCGGCUCGGACCAUUCUCUGUCCGGGUGGUGUCGUCGAUUGCGAAACCCGUGACUUUGCACACUACCAGACCUCAGCUCUUCCUUUUGCCAUUUUAUAUUCGUUUCUAUUAUAACCCGACCCAAUCUUGUCCCUCUUCUAGAUCCAACCAACCAACCAUCUCUCCGUUGCCUUUCCGAUUCCAUGCCAUGCCUUGCCUGAUCGCGACCCCCCUUGCUCACUUGCAAUUGCUGCCUAUUUUGUUGUUAGAUUGUAUUACUGGCUGCUGCAGGGAGGGGGGGAGUGGAAGGUGAAUCGGCCUUGGUAUUGUUUCCGCCAACACCCAACACCCAACACCCA
Molecule: messenger RNA, 1794 nt
Organism: Polychytrium aggregatum
Lineage: Eukaryota; Fungi; Chytridiomycota; Chytridiomycetes; Polychytriales
Exons: 3
Coding region: 146-1342 (398 amino acids)
Biological process (GO): protein localization involved in establishment of planar polarity
Cellular component (GO): cytoplasm; cilium
Molecular function (GO): protein binding
Source: RefSeq, a predicted model, not a curated record